AUGACGACCCAUCACCCCCGCCAUUCCGCCCCCAUUGGCGUCAUCCCCGUGCCUCACGGCCCGGAGACAGGCCAGGAGCAUGAGGACUACCCCCGGGAGCACACCACCGAGUAUGAACGUCAGAUUUUCAGUCAUGUGACGCGCCCCGAUGAUUCCUACACCCCCGACGGCACCUACUGGGCUGAUCUGCCCUUACGGAAGCGCGUCAGCUUUGUCAGUAAGGUCGACCGCGACGAGGCCGCCAGGGAACUCAAGGCUACCGGCGAGAUGAUGAAGAAGGAUCCCCUGUCUCCUUUGGCCUGGUACUUCCGCAAUGCUGUUCUACCCGGUGCCGGCCUCGGUCUUGAGGGCUACGUCUUGUUCUCAAUUGGCAACUUGGAGCCUCUUUUUGCCGCCGCUUGGCCUCAAUGCUGGGGUAAGGCGCAUACGGAAUGUAGCCAGAACUGGGUUGCCUCCGUCACUUACCUCGAGAUUGUUGGUAUCAUGAUUGGUCAGGCUGCUGUUGGUGUUAUUGGAGAUUGGAUUGGUCGCCGCUGGGGUCUCAUCCAAGAUGCUGCCAUCAUGUUCGUCGGUUUGCUGCUACUGACUGGUAGCUGGGCCAGCUCCCUUCAGGGCUGGGUCAUUUUCUACGCUUGGUCCCUCUUCUUUUACGGAUUCGGUGUUGGUGGCGAAUAUCCCAUCACUGCCACCUCAUCUAUGGAGAACUCCGUCACUGCUGGUCGUCUUUCUACUCGCGAAGAUCGUCUUCACCGUGGCCGCAAGGUCACCAUGGCGUUCUUGAUGCAGGGCUGGGGUCAGUUUGUCAACCAGGUCGUCCUCAUCGUCCUGCUCGUCAUCUUCAACCGCGGCUCCGGCGACGGCCCUUACUCGGCCACCGCCGCCCAGUAUACCUUCCGUCUUUCCUUCGCCUUCCCCGCCAUCGGUACUCUCUGGCUCGUCUACUACAGAAUCUGGAAGAUGCCUCGCGCGAACCAGCAGCUCGCGCUUGCUAAGAAGAAGCAGGGCGUCACUGGAUACGACGUGAAUGCGCUCAAAUACUGCUGCCAACACUUUGGCGGUCGUCUUCUCGCUACCGCUGGCACAUGGUUCUGCAACGACGUCUUCUUCUAUGGCAACAAGCUUUUCCAGGGCCAGUUCAUCUCUGUUAUUUCUAGCAAUCCCGACUCCCUCCUGACCAAGUGGACGUGGAGUUUGAUCAACGUUGUCGUCUCUCUCGCUGGAUACUACCUUGCCUCCCUGUUCAUCGAUAACAAGCUUUACGGCCGCAAGAUGAUGCAGCAAGUUGGUUUCCUCAUGUGUUUCAUCAUGUUCGUCAUCCCCGCCUUCAACUACGAAUACUACACGAGCCCUGCUGGUAUUCGCGCCUUCCAGGCCAUGUACUUCAUCAGCUCCUUCUUCAACCAAUUCGGCCCCAACUCCGUCACUUUCCUCGUUGCCGGUGAGGUGUUCCCCACCCCUAUUCGUGCCACUGCACACGGCUUCUCCGCGUGCAUUGGCAAGGCUGGAGCUCUUCUCGCUUCCGUCCUGUACAACUACAUCGACACCCAGACCAAGUUCUACGUUGUUCCUUGGUUCGGUCUUGCCGGCAUGCUCCUCACCUGGCUUUUCCUUCCCGAUACCACCGGUCUUGAUCUCAAGGAACAGGAACGUCGCUGGACCUACAUCCGCAGCGGCAAGGAGUCUGAGUACCAUGGCGUUGCCGUUCACCCUGAGCAUCUCAGUUUGUGGGAGCGCAUUCGUGGCGUGGGCAAGUACUACGACGCUGAGAAGGACCACAAGGCGCAGAUCGAGGACAUGCGUAAGGAAUGGGAGGAGAGACAGGCGAUGCAGGGCGAGAAGGAGCCCGAGGUCUGGGAGGACCAUGACCUCUUCUCUGAGGAGAUGCAUGGCUACUUCAAGGGCCAGCACAAGGGCAAGACCACCGGAGGUGUGAUGGCCAAUGAUGCCACGAUAUCCGAGGCCUCGUCUGCAAGGGAAAGAAGCGGAAAGGAUGAGAUUCAGCCCAGUCCGAUGGUGGAAGAGAGAAAGGGCGGCAGUUCAGAUCUGAACGAGAAGCAAGGGUAA
This is a messenger RNA of Colletotrichum truncatum, 2064 nucleotides long. RefSeq names its product major facilitator superfamily transporter. Gene Ontology annotation, cellular component: membrane. Gene Ontology annotation, molecular function: transmembrane transporter activity. The record is from RefSeq and is a predicted model, not a curated record. NCBI's taxonomy places the organism in Eukaryota, Fungi, Ascomycota, Sordariomycetes, Glomerellales, Glomerellaceae. Gene Ontology annotation, biological process: transmembrane transport.